This is a messenger RNA of Populus trichocarpa (black cottonwood), 759 nucleotides long. RefSeq names its product protein RALF-like 34. The transcript has a single exon. The record is from RefSeq and is a predicted model, not a curated record. Bases 128 to 532 code for a protein of 134 amino acids. NCBI's taxonomy places the organism in Eukaryota, Viridiplantae, Streptophyta, Magnoliopsida, Malpighiales, Salicaceae.
CUACGUCCCCACAACCCCCACCAAUGUCCCUUCCCUCCCUAGCUACUCAAAACCAAGAAACCGAGCCGAUGUUAUAGCUUACGCCUUUGCAGCUAGUUCUACUUCCAAGUGUUUGUGUUUUCUCACCAUGGCAGCUUCUACAUUGCAAUACCAUUUCGCCUUCUUCAUCUUCUUUCUCGUAAUUGCUUCUUUCAGUCCAAGAAUCCAAGCUCAAGUUGAUGAAACAAGCUUGAAGGCAAUGAGAGAUGCACUAGAAUGGCCAAUGUCCAUGUAUUAUGAUGAAAGCAGCGGUCUCAAUGAUGGGUUAGUGGGUUUUGACGAUGGAGUUGUUGACGAUGAAGAAAGUAGUCGUAGAUCUUUGUUUUGGAGGAGAACGCAUUAUUAUAUCUCGUAUGGAGCUUUGUCUGCUAAUAGAAUUCCUUGUCCAGCGAGGUCCGGGCGAUCCUACUACAGCCACAAUUGCUUCGCGUCUAGAGCUCCAGUGAAUCCCUAUUCCAGAGGGUGUUCUAGGAUCGCUCGUUGCAGGAGAUGAGAGGCAGGUUUUAUUGAAUUUGUGCUUGAUUUAGUGCUAAAUGCUAUUUAGUAGAUUGUGGUGAUAUGUAUGUAUGCGUGUUUGUUAAGGUGCGAUUGUUCAUGGGCUUGGAUCAUUUUCUGGCAUUAUGCUUAAAAUGCAUUUGGAGUAUUUGUAAUGGUAUUUCUGUAUGUGCUCGAAUAGUGUUUAUAUUAUAGUAAUUAAAUUACUACUACGUAAUUGUUGGA